Molecule: messenger RNA, 1325 nt
Organism: Myotis davidii
Lineage: Eukaryota; Metazoa; Chordata; Mammalia; Chiroptera; Vespertilionidae
Gene: NTN3
Product: netrin 3
Exons: 6
Coding region: 504-1325 (273 amino acids)
Source: RefSeq, a predicted model, not a curated record
AGCCCCCCACGCAGGCCUGCGAUUCCUCCGACCCGCGGCGGGCACACCCCGCCGCCCUCCUGACCUUGGCAGGGGGCACCGCCAGCCCCCUGUGCUGGCGUUCCGACUGGCUGACGCAGACGCCCCUCAACGUGAGCCUCACAGUACCCCUGGGCAAAACUUUCGAGCUGGUGUUUGUGAGCUUGCGCUUCUGCUCCGCGCCCCCCACCUCAGUGGCCCUGCUCAAGUCGCAGGACCACGGCCGCAGCUGGGUCCCUCUGGGCUUCUUCUCCUCCUGCUGUGGCCUGGACUAUGGCCGCCUGCCCGCCCCUGCCAAUGGCCCAGCCGGUCCCGGGCCUGAAGCUUUGUGCUUUCCUGAGCUCCAGACCCAGCCUGAUGGCAGUGGCCUUCUGGCCUUCAGCGUGCAGGACAGCAGCCCGCCAGGCCUGGAUCUGGACAGCAGCCCAGUGCUCCAAGACUGGGUGACCGCCACAGACAUUCGAAUAGUGCUCACAAGGCCUGCCAUGCUGGGGGCCACCAGCGACUCCGAGGCCGUGGUCUCUUACUCUUACUCAGCCACUGAGCUCCAGGUGGGCGGGCGCUGCAAGUGCAAUGGGCACGCUUCCAGGUGCUUGCUGGACACCCAGGGCCACCUGAUCUGCGACUGCCGGCAUGGCACCGAGGGCCCCGACUGUGGCCGCUGCAAGCCCUUCUACUGCGACAGGCCCUGGCAGCGGGCCACAGCCUGGGAAGCCCACGCUUGCCUUGCUUGCUCCUGCAAUGGCCAUGCCCGCCGCUGCCGCUUCAACAUGGAGCUGUACCGAUUGUCCGGCCGUCGCAGUGGUGGUGUCUGCCUCAACUGCCGGCACAACACUGCCGGCCGCCACUGCCAUUACUGCCGGGAGGGCUUCUAUCGCGACCCGGGCCGUGCACCGAAUGACCGCCGCGCUUGCAGGGCCUGUGACUGUCACCCUGUUGGUGCUGCUGGCAAAACCUGCAACCAGACCACAGGCCAGUGUCCGUGCAAGGAUGGUGUCACUGGCCUCACCUGUAAUCGCUGCGCCCCUGGCUUCCAACAGAGUCGUUCUCCAGUGGCACCCUGUGUUAAGACCCCUGUCCCUGGACCCACUGAGGAGAGCAGCCCUGUGGAGUCACAGGACUGCGAUUUGCACUGCAAACCCACCCGGGGCAGCUACCGCAUCAGCCUGAAAAGGUUCUGCAGGAAAGACUAUGGUAGGCAGCCCUCAGGCCUCCCGCCCCCACCUUCCCACCUUGCCCUCCCCACGUUCCCGGGCACCGUGAUACCUACAGAAGGCUGUGAGCCUUCUGGUGGGGGCCUCUGCUAA